AUGAUUGUUCGGUCUCCUAUAUUGGCCGGCGCGUUACGACAAAAUGGAUUGGGGAAUGUAUGUCUAUCAUGCUCCCUACGAACGGAAUUGAGAGGACUAUGGACAGGCAAGAGGAAUUUCUCAAACACGAAUGGGAGGAGGGCAACAGUAGCGCAAAGAUUGGGAACUGGGUAUUUUUUCGCAAAUAGAGAUAUCUUUGGAAAGGUGGGAAGAUGGGGCAUGGGGACUGUUGCAGAUGGACUCGGUGGGAAAGAUGUGAGCGAGGCAAAGAAGAUCAUUGAGAAGGAAUCUACGAUAUCAACCACUACAGAAACAGAAGACAUACAACCCCAUCGACGAAGGCGGCAUAAACCAUCCCUCGAGCAAGAAGGUGAUAAAGAAUUUCUCCCCGAAAACUCCUCCACCAUCCACGCCGAUCGUGCAACCGCCCUUCCACAAUCUUCUAUAAAACGACUAUUAUCAAUCCUCCUAUCCCUCUCCAAACCCCGCCUCUCUACACUCGUCGUUCUCACCGCGUGCUCAGCGUAUACUCUCUACCCCGUCCCCUCACUCCUCUCCUCCACUCUCCUCGAAACACCCAGUCUCAGUACCCUCACGCUCCUCUUCCUCACAACCGGUACCGCCCUAUGCGCCGCUUCCGCAAAUACCCUCAAUAUGCUCUACGAGCCCAAAUUCGACGCCCAAAUGUCGCGAACACGGAAUAGACCGCUUGUUCGAAAACUCAUUUCUCCCGGAGGCGCUCUACUUUUCGCAAUUGCGAGUGGGGUUGUUGGGGUGGGUGGUUUAUAUUAUGGGGUUAAUCCCACGACUGCAUUCUUGGGGGCUCUUAAUAUUGGAUUAUAUGCGGGAGUUUAUACGCCAUUGAAGAGAAUCACGGUAUUUAAUACUUGGGUUGGUGCGGUGGUUGGAGGUAUUCCUCCUCUGAUGGGUUGGACGGCUGCAGCUGGACAAACCUCCACGCAUCUUUCUUCUUCCUCCACGCCUGAAUGGCAAGACUUAUUACUCGGGCCUGAUAGUGCGGGCGGUUGGUUACUAGCCGGAUUAUUAGUCUCGUGGCAACUUUCCCAUUUCAUGUCCCUAUCCUGGUCCAUCCGUCACGAAUACAAAGGCGCCGGAUAUAGAAUGUUAUGCUGGGUAAAUCCAGCCAUGAACGGCCGCGUGGCUCUUCGAUAUAGUAUCCUCUGCAUCCCCAUAUGCAUCGGUCUCUGCUACGCAAACGUAACCGAAUGGACAUUCGCAGCAGCGAGCAUGCCCGUAAAUAUAUGGUUAGUGCGAGAAGCCUACAGAUUCUGGUAUUACGAGGGUCAAAGAGGAAGUGCGAAGAAACUUUUCUGGGCAAGUGUUUGGCAUUUGCCGGCAGUACUUGUUUUGGCGAUGGUGGAGAAGAAGGGGUUAUGGAGUAGGAUCUUGUCGGUGGUUUUUGGACAGAGGAUACGGGAUGACGAGGAUGAGGAGUGGGAAUAUGUGGAUGAGGAUGAGAAUGAGACAGAGGAGAUACCGGUGCAGAAAUUACCUGUGCAGAAAGAACCGGUGGCAGUCCUGGCCGCGGCAAAUACGAAUAGAUGA
This is a messenger RNA of Sclerotinia borealis F-4128, 1566 nucleotides long. NCBI's taxonomy places the organism in Eukaryota, Fungi, Ascomycota, Leotiomycetes, Helotiales, Sclerotiniaceae. The record is from the annotation of a GenBank genome assembly.